GAUAUCUCUUGAAAGCAUUUAAAGAUGCCCAAGUAAAUUUGUAUACAAAGAAGUUAUAAGCGCAGUCAGGUUGUUAAGUAAAUAAACUAGUAUUGGUUCUGGGGAGAAAAAAAAACACCAUGCCUUCGGACUUCAUCACGCCUUUCCAGGAAUUGGAGGAUGCCUUCUGCAAGAGUUUCCUCUGCUUGAAGUUGACUGAGCCUUCUGGUGCUCCAGAAAAGAAAACUGUGGGAUUCCAUCGCAGACUAUCUUCUCGUCCUGACACUGUGCCCAGAUUUAAUGGAAGUAGCACAGACUCCCUUGAUAACAGCUGCUGGUCACUUAACUGUUCUUGGAAUAGGGACACUGAGCUACCCCGAUCAAAUUUAAACCAUAUCCCAUUCCUUCUUGACCGUUCCAUCAGUAUGAUUGAUAACAAGACCAAUGGUUUUAGCGUAGCUCCUUCUGCUUCAGAAACUGGUGUCAGUACUGCUAAAACCUCCCCGGCUGUUAUCACUUCCCGAUACAAAACGGAGCUGUGCCGUACUUUUGAAGAGAAUGGAACCUGCAAAUAUGGAGAAAAGUGCCAAUUUGCUCAUGGACAGGAAGAGCUUCGUGGCCUCAGUCGUCACCCUAAAUACAAGACCGAGUUGUGCCGUACUUACCAUACUGUUGGCUACUGUCCCUAUGGAACCCGCUGUCAUUUCAUUCACAAUGCAGAGGAACAACGUUUAGUUCAGACAUCAAAUGUAAAACUGCGCCAAGAACGUCCACAACUUAGACAGAGUGUCAGCUUUGGAGGAUUCCCUUCUAACUUGCAUUUCCAGAACCUACAGGAGCCACCAGCCUUCUCAAGGACAUUAUCUGCAUCCACUCCUCCUUCUGGCGGAAGCCCUGAUUUGCAUUCUUCCAUUCUUCCUGAACCUGGACCUCUAAAUCGCACUUUUUUUUGCAGUGAUCAUCUCAACAUGAAGCCGGCUUCUUGUAUUUUUCCUGCUGCAAAGCUAGGUUGUGCUUAUUGUGGGUAUUGUGAAAGCAAGCUCCAGUCUUCAAUAGUAAAAGAAAAGUACAGCCAGUGCAAAACUGCUUUCAUCCUUCCAGGUAUUUCUGCUCGAAGGCGAACAUCCUCAACUGAUUCACUGUCUGAUCAAGAGGGCUCUAGCAGUUCUAGCAGCCUAGCAGGUUCAGAGUCUCCAGAUUUUGACAGCUGUGGGAGAAGGUUGCCUAUUUUCAGCAGUCUCUCUCUGACUGAGGAUUGACUUUCACCUUUUAGGGAGUUCCCCUAUAUGGGGUGCACAUUUGAAAUCCCCCCCCCCCCCACAGUAGAAGAAUGUGUGAACAUUAUUAUUUUAAAGGCUUUCAGUUAGAGUUUAAUAAUAGCUUUACCAAAAAAGAAAGAAAUCAAAAUAGUCUCUGCAUCUCUAGGCACUGUUGUUUUUUUAUCGUGUUAUUUAUUACUGAGGUGAUGCGUUUUCAAUUUACUCCUGAGUGUAGCAUUUCCACCUUCAAUAUAGUGGUGAUGUUUGGUUAAAAUUCAGUGAUAUUGGUUAAUAACAUUGCAACAGACUACAGUAUCAAAAGUUAGGAUCAAGUCUUAAAGACUAGACCACAGAGGGGAUAACAUCUCCCAUGAGGAUCUCGUCUUUAAAUGGCAUUUAUUGCAUGAAUAGAAACUACAAAUGUUUUUCAGAUUAGUUGUCAGUAGCUCUUGUGAAAAUUUAUUUAGCAUCAGUUUUGUAACUUUCCUACCCAGGUUGCAUUUAACAGAGCAAGAUACCAAGGUUGUGAUGUCUAAACCUAGGUACAGUUACAUACACCACCCUUUCAUAAAUUUGAGCCAUGAAUCUGUAAGGUAGAAAUUUUCACUGCCAUACCAGAUCAGUUUGUAUCCCUUAUUGUGGGAGGCAAGCCUCCCUGCACUCUGAGUGGGGGGUGGGGGGGGUGCUAUAUGCAUUUAACAAGGUUCUGUAACAUAAUCCCAAGUCGCUAAAGCCCAGUUUAUUACAUGUGCAUUAUGAUUUUGUAGUACUUCAGAAAACUAUUUUCUUUCUAACUGAUUAAAUGUAAUGAGUUUUUAAGGUCUUUGCUAUGGAGUGUGGGCACUACAAAGGCAGGAGUGUCUUUAGCAAAGUGUCUAUUAAGAUGAAAGUCGACAUUAUGAUGGUAAGGCCAUCUUAUUGACAGUACUUGACAGGAGCUUACAGGUCACUGAUGUAGUUUAACUUAACUACUGUAUAACGGAUACUAAAGUAAAUCUCACCAAGGUUGUGCACCCUCUGUAGGAAUAUGUGCUUUGUGUGGGUUGGGGUUGCAGUUAUGUAAAUGGGUAACAUAUGAGUAACAUCUCUACAGUACUGUACCUCUUUAGGACUGAGUUGAAAAAGUCAGGCAGUGCAUACAAAUGACACAUCUCAAUUAGGGAAUACAUGCAGGCAUCAUUUCAGUGAUACAGCUGUGUGCUGGUUGUGCUUGGGAUUGUGUUCUAGAACCCGUUUAAAGCUUUGUAGUGUCCCAGUAGUAUACACAAAUUCUGGCAUUAAUUUCACUUUGGCUGACUUGAUCGUACCUGCCAUUCUGGUUAGUAUGGUGUGCAUUUGGUCAUCUGAAUCAAAGGCCCUGGUUGCUUAGAACUGGGGUGGUUGUCAGACUAGUUUGUCUGUUGCAGGGGUGCUCCAAUUAUUUGAGGAAGGUAAAUAUUUAUUGAGGCUUUAUCUCUUUAUGCCCAGCUUUGCCAAAAUAAUGUCUUUGUAUUACAGCAUGUAGGGAAAUCGUGAGAGGGUUGCAGGAAAAAAAUAGUGAUUUAGUAAGGUCUGUUUUAAAGACAGUAUUGGUUUUUGUUGUUUGGAUUUGUAUAUAUUUAUUUAAGUAUAUAUUAUAUAUAGUUAGUCGCUUUCUUUUAAAAAGAAUUCCCCACUUGGGGCUCUUCACCCAGUACUGGGUAGUGGAUUUACACAAAUACUGCCCACUGGUGAUUUUGCUACAGAUAAUGCCUUUUUGUCAUGUACUGCUAAUAAUGUCCAUGAAAGACUGCAUUUGGAAGAAGUUGCCAAAUUCAGUCAUCUACUGGCAUGGUUUUCUGAUGUGUUAGAAGUUAGUGUUUACAAACUGCGAGCCCUGUCCCAUAAAAGGGCUACAGGUGACUCCAUUCCUUUGGUAAAAUGGAGCAAUACAACAGUACAUAGUUUCUAUAGUUAGCUGGCUUCUAAAAAUAUCUGAAAGGGCAGUUUGGUAUUUCAGGUCUAGUGACCUGAUAAGCUAUACAAGAAUUUCUGUUUUUGUCUUGUCUUAAAAGUUUUUGAUUUCAGGAAAUGUGUAUUUUGGAACUGCUAAGUAACUGAAGUAGCCUCAGCAGUGUCGUCUUUCAGUGAUAAUCUCAAGAAAAAAAAUUUACUUCAUUUUAUAUGGUCCUGACGUCGCUCCUAAGUUGUACUCAUGUUAGGUGUGUGGCUGCUAGUUUCUAGCUCAGUAUGGAAGCACAUGUAAGACAGUUUUCAGUUUUUCAUGGUGCACACUGUAGCCUAAGUAGUAAUAAAAUGGCUGGGUGCACACACUUAUUUUUCCUUAGCUCCAAAGUGUAAGUAAAGUUUGUUGAAAACUGAAUUCAGGGUUGAUCUUUGUCUGUAGGAUGUACCGGUCUUUUUCUCCGUUUGCAGGUUGACCAGUUGUAGUUCUAAAGUUGUUUCAGCCCUGUUGUGUUCUGGUUAAACCCUUUGUGUGUUGGUGUAUACAACUAAGUUGGACACCAUUAGAAAAUGUUCUGUAGAAAAGGUUAUGCUGGAUGGUGAGCUGCGGCUAUCUUGUAGUGUGUUUAAUGCUAAAGUCUUCUGUUUUUAAUGCAUUGAUUUUCUAAGACUCUAUACCUGAUGUACAACAGUUUCUGGUUCCUGUGGUUUGCCCACACAAGAAUAUGGACCCCCAAUCCAUCCAAAGAGUAAUAGCUGUAUUUCAGUUUUUUCUAAAGGUAUAGUAGUUCUGAAUUAUAUAUCUAUAUAUAUAUUUUUAAUUUAAUGUUUAAAAUCUAGUUAAAGCUUGCAAUCUCUUUCUCUGAGUUGGAUUAGCAUUCCACAGCUUGGUGGAUAUGUCUCUAAAUGUGUUUUUAAUUUAUUUCUUGUUUUAAUUUUUAUUUAAGUAAUUUGGUUUACAUUUACAGAUGGAGAAGGCAAGCACAAGUGCCUUCACUAUAAUAUAUUUUGUACUUUCUCAUUCUUAAUAAAAUAAGGUUGAAUAAGCAAA
This is a messenger RNA of Protopterus annectens (West African lungfish), 4212 nucleotides long. RefSeq names its product mRNA decay activator protein ZFP36L1-like. Gene Ontology annotation, molecular function: mRNA binding; metal ion binding. NCBI's taxonomy places the organism in Eukaryota, Metazoa, Chordata, Ceratodontiformes, Protopteridae. The record is from RefSeq and is a predicted model, not a curated record. Bases 120 to 1238 code for a protein of 372 amino acids. The transcript is spliced from 2 exons.